AUGAAAACAUGUUAUUUGACAGGCUUUGGUCCAUGCCCACAUUUAAGAGUACUUCAUGCCGAAAAUAACAAGAUAUACUCUUGCAAGCCCUUCCAACACAUCAGGAGUCUCACUUCACUCAAUUUGAGGAGCAAUGUAAUUAAGCGUUUACGUUUUGGAGAAACUGAUCUCAUUGAACUAGAGUCUCUUGAUCUUUCUUAUAAUCGAAUCGAGAGUCUUGAUUCAAUCGAAGGGCUACCUAGCCUAAGAUUACUCAACCUGGACCAUAAUGACAUCGAAAGUGUGUUUAUAGAAACGCCUAUGGAUCGACUCAAGAUUUUGCGAUUAAGCUUCAAUCGCCUAAAGUCAUUCAACGGUUCUUUAUUUCCCGAUCUACGGACCCUUUACCUUGACACCAAUCAAAUCAAGCGAAUCGUUGGAUUAUCUUGUAUUCCUCGUCUUCACAGUUUCUCUGUAAGAAACCAAGGCGGGAAUGUAGUUGAUCUUAAUCUUUAUCACUUGAGGGGUUGUCGAAAAGUGUACCUGUCCGGAAAUCCUAUGAGACGGCUUACUGAUAUGGCGGAUUUCUUUACUUUGGAAUACCUUGAACUGUGUUCGGCCCAACUUGAAGAAUUACCGAAUACCUUUGCACGACAGAUGCCCAAUCUUGCUGUGGUUUACCUUUCCAGCAACUUCCUCACAAACAUUAGGCCGUUGAGAGAAUUGCGUUAUUUACGAAAAUUGGUUUUGCUCGACAAUCGAAUUUCCAACCUAGGAGAUACAGUGGAUGAUAUUUCUGUUUUUCAUCAUCUGUAUUACCUUGAUCUCAGAGAGAAUCCAAUUUCUCAAAAGUUUUAUCCUGCAGUAACCGCAACAACUAAACUCAAGUCACAGCCAAAACUAAUACAAUACCUUGCACCCGAAUACGACACAACCUGGGGAAGCAGAGACGAUGAAUUCCGAGAAAAGUUACCAGUACAUUGGCGUGUGCGGCGGGAUGGCUAUCGAGCAUCUCUAAUCAAAUACUGUAAAAGUCUGAGGACACUCGAUAAUAUGGUGAUCAAAGAUGAAGAACGGGACAAUGCAGAUGCUGCCAUAGACAACAUCAGGGAAUUUUCUAAAGAUAUAAAAAAAGCUCUUGAAGAGAAUGAAUAA
Phycomyces blakesleeanus NRRL 1555(-) is the source of this 1134-nucleotide messenger RNA. RefSeq lists its product as hypothetical. Gene Ontology annotation, molecular function: protein binding. The record is from RefSeq and is a predicted model, not a curated record. Bases 1 to 1134 code for a protein of 377 amino acids. The transcript has 5 exons. Lineage: Eukaryota; Fungi; Mucoromycota; Mucoromycetes; Mucorales; Phycomycetaceae.